This is a messenger RNA of Hansenula ciferrii, 2427 nucleotides long. Its product is annotated as Zn(II)2Cys6 transcription factor domain-containing protein. Gene Ontology annotation, biological process: regulation of DNA-templated transcription. Gene Ontology annotation, molecular function: DNA-binding transcription factor activity, RNA polymerase II-specific; zinc ion binding. The record is from RefSeq and is a predicted model, not a curated record. The transcript has a single exon. NCBI's taxonomy places the organism in Eukaryota, Fungi, Ascomycota, Saccharomycetes, Phaffomycetales, Wickerhamomycetaceae. Bases 1 to 2427 code for a protein of 808 amino acids.
AUGUCACAGGCAGCGAUGAAUGCAGUCUGUAUAGGCUGUCGUCUUAGAAGGAAGCGUUGUGAUAGGAAAAGACCCAUAUGUACGAGUUGUUUGGAAUUAAAUAUAAGUGAUGAUCUAUGUAUCUAUCCAGAUACCAAAUUACAAUUAGCUUCAAAAGAUUCCAAAAUCACUCUGGAUAUGCUUAGAAAUAAGAAUAAAGAUUUGAAAAAAGAAUAUGAAUUAUUACAAAAUUUAUCUCCAAAUCAAAUUAAAUUAUUAUCUUCAAAUUUAAAUGAUAAUCAUUUAACCCAUAAAAUACCUCCAUAUCAACAAGAAAUCUUACAACAUUUACAUCCAAAUCAUGCACAACCCAUUCAAGAUGAUAAUAAACCACAUCAACUUCAAGAAAAUUCACAAUAUCCAAAACAAUCAUCUCCAAACAAUGAAUUAUUAACUACAAUAAAAUUUGAAAAAAAUAUUCAUCUACAUAUAGGUUCAUUAUCUUGGGAAACUUUAUUCCGUUCAGAAAAAGAUACUUAUAAACUAUGUAUGCAAUUUGAUGAAUUAUUGGACCUAAUCAAAACGCGACAUGAUAAAAUGUCUAAAAACUUCACUUUAGAAAUGGAUACAGAUUCAAGAUUUCAACAAUUAAAACAAUUAUUACUUAGUAUGCUGAUUGGUAAGAUUCCCUUGAAUUCCGUUUACUCGACAAUGGAUGAAUUAUUAGAAAUUAUUGCAAAUAGAUUACCACCAUAUGAUAUGGUUAUGACUCUUGUUGAUAGAUUUUUCAUAAUGAUUAGAAUUCAACAAAAUGUAAUGUUGGAAGUUAAUGAAGAUGCUAUAUAUGAAACUAUAGGUCAAUGUUUCUCUAAAGGUCCUAAUGGUAGGGUUCAAAUAAAUGUUAAAUUCCCUGAAGAAUGGGUUAAAAUACCUGGUAUUUCAUUAGUCUUGGGUAUUGUGGCACAAAUGCUUUUCCAAGUUAAUCAAUUACUUAAUCCAAUAACUUCAGCAAACCAUCUUUUAAUUUUAGAUUCUAUUCAAUUGUUAUUAGUUGCUUUUAGUAUUUUUAGAAGAUUUGAUAUAAGGUAUAGAGAUAUUAUGAUCCCGGAAGUUGCUAUUCAAUUUUUACAAGCUUUUAUAUUUUUCAGUGGAUUUGAUACUUAUAACCCACUUGGUCGUGAACAUGAACGCUCGGAUAAAACUGGUGAAAAUUUGAUAUUGGUAUGGAGAAUGAUUACAUAUGCAAGAGCUGCAUAUUUAAAUAAAGAUAUUGAUGUUGUUUACAAGCAAAAAACUAAAGAAUAUAGAAGAUCUUUGAAAAGUAUAUGGUAUUGGUUAGCAUUUUUGGAUGUUUCGGAAUCAAUAGAAUUUGGUACCAAAACUAAGAUUCAACGUGAAGAAUUAUUCUAUUAUUCAGAUCAUUCAAAUGAAUAUACAAGAUCGAUAACUUUAUUAAAUGAAUUGAUUUAUGAUUAUCAACAAUUAGAAAACUUGGAUGAUCCAUUAGAAUUUAUCAAUAAAACUGAGUUUAUAUUAAUACCCAAGGCAAACCAGGCUUUGAACCAAUUUCCUAAUAGUGUUAACGAUGAUUUAACAACAUUACAUCAUAUGGAUUUUGAUAAUUUAUCACUUGUUCAUAAAUUCAUGUCCACGGUGCAAACUUUCUCAAUAAGAUUAACAACAUAUGCAUUGAUUCAUACAUAUUAUUAUCAAUGUUAUAAAAGAUUAGAACUUACAAAUUCAGAAAAUGAAUUCUUAAGGAAAAGAUAUUAUUUAUUAUCAAUGAAAUAUGGUUUAUUAGUUUUUGAAUUAAUACCUGCAAUUUUUUCUGCUUAUAAAAGAUUAUGGGGUCAUGAACAUAGUUCCACGUUUGGUUCCUUGGGAACAAUUAUUUCAAUUUUCAAUACGAUGAAAUCUGCAUUUAGAAGAGUUACUAUAUUUGUUGGUGGUCGAAUUUUUGAGAAUUUACCAAUACAGGAUAGAUCAAUAGCUAUUUUAAAACUUUUCCAAAUGGAUAAUGUUGAUGAUAAAACCCUUUUGAAUGAUUUAAUUCGUCAUGAAAAUCAGGUUAAUAAUUCACAAUUACAAUUUUUCCAAAUUUAUGAUUUAGAAGAUCCUCAAAUUGAUUUACAAAAUGAUUUAUUAUUUAAAAAAUUUGAAAUUUUAUUAGAUUAUAAAUUUGUUAUGUUGACUUGUUCUAGGACCAUGUGUGAUCUUGUUGAUUAUUUAAAAAAUUCAGUUUACAACUUAAAUUUUGUUUCUCUAAAUAGAGCAUUCUUCAUUGCAAUUAAGAUUCUUUCAUUUUUUUUAAGAAUUCAUCAUAGUCAAACUUUUAAAGGUAUUUUCCAUGAAACUUUUGGAAUUAAAGAAUCUGAAUUAAAUUUGAAAGUUCUUUAUGAACGUGCUAUUCAUUCAAAGGGGAAUUUUGAUAUUGAAGAUUUUUUUUAA